AUGAGCCUAUCUCAUAAGCCGUUGAGGCAACUCUCGGUUUCCAAUGAAGAUCUUCCCAAUGGGGCCAAUAAUGGGAAGGCGAGUGGCCCAAGGGCAAGUGGUCAGAAUACCAAUUCUAAAGGAAGACAGUCAAGCCAUUCAGAGUCACACACAACGUUCACUGGAACAAGCUCUAAUUCAAGUAACCACAGUGAGAAAGAUCCAGCUAUAGACAGUAGAUGGACAUUACCUCGAAUGAAGAGCUAUGACAGGGCAGUCUUUGAUAUGCUACGAGUCCAACCAGAGGAGUUUGCAACUCAAAUCACCUUAUUGGAUUUACCAGCAUUCAAAGCAAUCACAUCAGAGGAGCUUAGUAGUUGUGCAUGGUCGGGAAAGUCCAAGAAUAAUAUUUGUCCAAACAUUGUUGCCUUCACAAAAAGAUUUAAUCAGGUGAGUUUCUGGGUUGUCCAUGAAGUCCUCAUCACUCAAAUGGCUAAGGCUAGGGCAGAGGUCAUAGGUCAUUUCAUCAAAGUAGCUAAGAAACUGUUUGAUAUCAACAAUCUUCAUGCUACCAUGGCGAUCAUCUCGGCAUUACAUAGUGCAUCGAUCUUUAGGUUAACCAAAACAUGGAAUCUUGUUCAUAAAAAGGAGAAAUCAACGUGUGAAAAGCUUUCUGAGCUGAUGUCAGAAGAUGACAAUAGACAAAAGUUAAGAGAAUACAUUGACACAGUCAGAUUACCUUGUAUACCAUACCUUGGAAUGUAUCUACAAGAUCUAAUCUACAUUGAUGUGGCACAUCCGAGUACAGGUGGUAUUGAAAGUAACAGUAGAACGACUAAAAUGAACAACAUCUUGAGAGUAAUAUCCGAGUUCCAACAGUCACAGUACGAUUAUGAAAACUUGCCAUAUGUCCAGAAGUACCUUCUUUCAGUACGGUAUAUUGAAGAGCUACAGAAGUUUGUGGAGGAGGACAACUACAAACUUUCAUUACAACUGGAACCAACAGUGCAAUCUAAAUCAAAGGAUGACCUUGACCAAACAGAAGUCCAGACGGUAUCCCUUUUUUGUACUCCUCCUGUUCUCAAUAUAUCUAAUUCAUCAGACAGUGGAGGAGGAGGAGGCACAAAGACAAGCUCAAUAGGCAAAUCUAAUCCAUCCACACCCGUCAUCUCAUCAAAGUUUGUUCCCGGCCAUCGGAAAACAAAAAGCUUAGGUGCAAAUGUUCCAAACCACUUAGCACCUGCAGAACCUCUAAGCUUUCCUAACACAAAUUUUGGUAACGGUCCAAGGCAUCUCUUAGAUGAUAGUCUACUAGAAGAGACAACGUCAUCAAUCAGACCCUCAAUAUCAAGCUCAAUAGAAGGAAGCAGUGAAGGGUCAGAGUUCAGUGAUGACCAAGAUGUCUGGUUAAACAAUGGGAGUGUAACAGAAAGCUGUGAGGAUCUAGUAUCAAGUAUCAGUGAUAUCCCUCAGAACUUAUUUACAUUAAAUGCUUGCCUCAAGAGGAAACCGAUAAGGAAAGCGGGACGUAAGCUGUCGGUUACAUCGUGGACGAGAUUCUGGGUAGGGCUGUGGGGAACCAACCUAGUCCAUUAUGCAGCCAAGUCCUUUAACUCAAUAGAGAGAGCACAUUUCAAAUCCAAGCCUUGUAAAGUGUUUUCCAUCUCUGACUGGAUGGUUUCGAUGCCUGACACCAAACACAAUAAUGUUAUCUUAUUAACAGAUCCCAAUACAGGUAACAGCUACAAAUACAAAGCACAGAGUUAUUCAGUAGCUUGUGCAUGGGUCAGGAAUCUAGAUGAAGCUACAAAGAAGAAAAGAGGGCCAAAGACUCCUGCCAACUUAAUGAGCUUUGAGUGACACUUGUUAACAUGACUAAUCUACGACGUCAAAAGCAACGAUCGUCAUGACAACCUAUGGUGCUUCCAAUUGUCUGCCAUGGUACU
This is a messenger RNA of Lytechinus pictus (painted urchin), 1925 nucleotides long. RefSeq names its product ras-specific guanine nucleotide-releasing factor RalGPS1-like. The transcript has 20 exons. Bases 1 to 1839 code for a protein of 612 amino acids. The record is from RefSeq and is a predicted model, not a curated record. Gene Ontology annotation, biological process: positive regulation of GTPase activity; Ras protein signal transduction. Lineage: Eukaryota; Metazoa; Echinodermata; Echinoidea; Temnopleuroida; Toxopneustidae. Gene Ontology annotation, cellular component: plasma membrane. Gene Ontology annotation, molecular function: guanyl-nucleotide exchange factor activity.